AUGGGCGUUCAGCUGGGUGAGGGAGGCUUUGGAACGGUUCAUGCAGCCACACGUUUGGAGGAUGGCCAACAGGUGGCGAUUAAAUUGGUCUCCAACAGCAAGACGGAGUUCAUCAGCAUUGACGGUUAUUCAAAGCCUCUUCCUCUGGAGGUCGCUCUGUUACUUCUGACAGACGAAGGCCCUCGGGUUCAGGAAGUCAUCCAGCUUCUGGACUGGCGCGUGGAGCCUGACCGCUAUAUUUUGGUCCUUGAGCGGCCCAUGCACUUUGAGGAACUGAAUUGGUUUCUCCUGCAGCGAAUAGUGACCAUUGAAGAGGACGUGGCACGAGUUAUAAUGCACCAGGCAAUAUUCGCAGCUCGAACAUGCUGCCUGCGUGGAGUGUUUCACCGGGACAUUAAGCUGGAAAACCUUCUGAUUAACCCGGACACACUCCAAGUCAAAUUAAUCGACUUUGGCUGCGGUGCGAUCCUCACCGACGCGGGUUACACGUCCUUUGCUGGCACUAGAGAGUACUGCCCUCCUGAGUAUCUGACCACCGGCAAGUACCACGGGAAACCAGCUACAGUGUGGUCACUCGGGAUCCUCAUGUUUGUAAUGCUGUGUGGGGAUUUUCCAAAAAGACGAGACCUGUGCAAGAUCAACAGUAACACCUGGAGCAGAGAUGGCUUGUCAAAAGAAUGCUGUGAUUUUAUUCGCUGCUGUCUGCAAAUCGAUCCAAAGCAGCGGAUUGAACUGGAGAAGCUCAGUCUCCACGAAUGGUUUACGGUAAAUUCAUUUUGAUGAUUUUGAAGAAUUUUUAAUUGUUUUGGUCUGACAGUAGCUUUUUUCCCUUUUGCUGCAAGUGUUCUAUAGUGAGGUGACAAAUUUUCGCAUUGUAUGUUCAUCAUUUCUGAUAGAUUUUUACUUAUGUUCUUAAAUUUUCAUUGUUUUUUACUUUAAAUAUGCUGCCCCUAUUUGUUAAUUUUUAUAUUUUGUAUAAUGUUUUUAAACCUUGAAACUGAUUUCUGUUUUUGUUUCAGAUUGCAGACAAGAAGAAAUGAGGAGGAAAAAAAGAAAAUAGUGUAAGUAAUGACAGGAAAAUUGAAGGAAGC
Messenger RNA from Carassius gibelio (silver crucian carp), 1091 nucleotides. Its product is annotated as serine/threonine-protein kinase pim-3-like. The record is from RefSeq and is a predicted model, not a curated record. Gene Ontology annotation, cellular component: cytoplasm. The transcript has 4 exons. Lineage: Eukaryota; Metazoa; Chordata; Actinopteri; Cypriniformes; Cyprinidae. Gene Ontology annotation, biological process: negative regulation of apoptotic process; regulation of mitotic cell cycle; protein autophosphorylation. Bases 1 to 780 code for a protein of 259 amino acids. Gene Ontology annotation, molecular function: protein serine/threonine kinase activity; ATP binding.